Messenger RNA from Dreissena polymorpha, 1277 nucleotides. RefSeq names its product H/ACA ribonucleoprotein complex subunit 1-like. Gene Ontology annotation, molecular function: box H/ACA snoRNA binding. NCBI's taxonomy places the organism in Eukaryota, Metazoa, Mollusca, Bivalvia, Myida, Dreissenidae. The record is from RefSeq and is a predicted model, not a curated record. Gene Ontology annotation, biological process: snoRNA guided rRNA pseudouridine synthesis; ribosome biogenesis. Gene Ontology annotation, cellular component: box H/ACA snoRNP complex.
GUUGAGCAGGCCAUGGGUUUUGGUGACCGUGGUGGUGGAUUCCGAGGGGGCAGAGGAGGUGAUAGGGGUGGCAGAGGGGGCGGUGACCGUGGAGGGAGAGGAUUUGGGGGCAGAGGCUUCGGGGAUAGAGGAAGAGGAGGAGGUGGACGUGGGGGUUUCAACAAAAGUUUUGACCAGGGUCCCCCAGAACAAGUAGUUGUAAUGGGUAACUUGUCUCACACAUGCGAAGAUGAUCUUGUAUGUAAGGCAACUAAUGAAAAAGUGCCAUAUUUUAAUGCACCAAUAUUCCUGGAAAACAAACAACAGAUUGGCAAAGUGGACGAGAUCUUUGGACAAAUUCAGGACUUUUAUUUCUCCAUAAAACUGUCUGAAAACAUGAAGCCCAGUUCUUUCUCAAAAGAUCAGAAAUUUUAUAUUGACCCAUACAAAUUGUUGCCGCUGGCAAGGUUUUUAGAACAACCAAAAGGUCGUGGUGGAGGAAGGGGCCGUGGUGGUGAUAGGGGUGGUGGCAGAGGAUUCGGCCGUGGUGGGGGUGGUCGUGGUGGGUUUGGCGGCCGAGGGGGUGGCAGAGGUGGAUUUGGGGACCGCGGGGGUGGCAGAGGUGGUGGUUUCCGUGGCCGAGGAGGCGGUGGUGGAUUCCGGGGUGACAGAGGUGGUGGCAGAGGUGGAGGGGGCUUUAAGAGGUUUUGAACAGUUCAAACUAUUUGGUUAGGUAAACAAUUGAGCUGAACUCUUUUUAAACACAUGACUGUGUUUGCUGAGGCUUGAAAAUUUAGUACAGUGAACGCACCACAUGGAUUUUGAUGUAUUGAAUGAAGCAAACUGGGGCAGUAAUUAUGAACAUGGGAAAACUGACCAGAUAUUGCAAAUGGUUUUAUGGAGGUCUAUAUUAUGCUUCAUGUUUUCCCAUAUUAGGAGAAAUAGAUCCAAAUAUCAGUUUUAUGUGUAGUAUACUUAAUUCUAGGAUAUACUGUAUAAAAUUGCUUGACAAUUAAAAUGUUCAGUUUCUAAUUACCUUGUACCUGGUAUUUGUUAAUACUUAAAAAUGUAAAACAGUUGGGUUUUACAAUAUGAACUUAAAUGAUUAUUCUUGAUGUCUUUUAUAUGUUAGUUGUGUUUCAUAUGAAGCUCUACAGGUCGAUUUGUUAUUGUUUUGAGAAAAGCUAGUUUUCCAAUUUUUUUAUGGUUAAAGAUCUAAAGAAAAUGAUGAAAAAUCAUUGUUCAGGUGUAAAUGCAACUUAAAAAAAAUAUAUUGAAAAUAAACUAAUGUAACAUAA